Molecule: messenger RNA, 726 nt
Organism: Eruca vesicaria subsp. sativa (arugula)
Lineage: Eukaryota; Viridiplantae; Streptophyta; Magnoliopsida; Brassicales; Brassicaceae
Source: the annotation of a GenBank genome assembly
GCCGAACCAACUACCCUCCGGGAACUCCUAAGAAAACAAAAAAGCUUCAAAAACAUCCUUUCUUUUUCUCCAAGAAAGCUCUUUUAAUUUCUCCAAAAAAUUUCAAAAAUGGUGAUUAAUUCUUCAAGAACGAGAUCAAGCGGACCGGUGCUACGCUCUGUAUCACCGUCCGGUCGUUUCUACGGCGGCUCGUCGUCAGGCUUCGCUUCCUCCACAAGCUCUAGUUUCUCGUCAACAUCCUUUUUCACCUCCAACCGUCAACAACAACAACAACAGCCUCACCACAGAUCCGCGUCUCCCACACGUGUGAACUUAUUCGCAUCUACGCCGUCGUUUCGUUACUCGAUAGAUAACAGAUCCGUGUCCCCGAACCAAUCCGUCGCCGUUUCGAAGCAGCCUAGCGGUAACAAGAUCCCCGACUCGAGGAGGAGGUGUAUGUGUUCGCCGACGACUCACCCAGGCUCGUUUCGUUGUAGUCUGCAUAAGAACGUGGCGAAUCCGCACGGACAAGGCGCGGCGACGACGUCGUAUUCGAGUAACGGUUUGAAUAUGAGGAGAUCUGCGAUGACGAAUUCGCUGGUGAGGAUCGGUGGUGUUGAAGGUGAGUGGGUGAGAAGAGCGUUGACGACGCUGAUAAGGCCUUCGUCGCAUCAGCUGAAAAGGAGGUCUGCUUAUCAGCCGAGGCCUAGUAGGUUAUCGGUGAUGUCGAAAGCCGAGGAUGUUUGA